Messenger RNA from Megalobrama amblycephala (Wuchang bream), 2759 nucleotides. It is a transcript of the gene sox19b, whose product is annotated as SRY-box transcription factor 19b. Lineage: Eukaryota; Metazoa; Chordata; Actinopteri; Cypriniformes; Xenocyprididae. Gene Ontology annotation, biological process: regulation of DNA-templated transcription; anatomical structure morphogenesis; cell differentiation. The transcript has 2 exons. The record is from RefSeq and is a predicted model, not a curated record. Gene Ontology annotation, molecular function: DNA-binding transcription factor activity, RNA polymerase II-specific; RNA polymerase II cis-regulatory region sequence-specific DNA binding. The coding region runs from base 307 to 1188 and encodes 293 amino acids.
GUGGACUGCAAACUAUUGCGGCUCAACAAGUGGCUUGUGGAUAUGGUUCACCUAGUUAGAGAGACAAACAGCAGUGAUUGAGAAGCUUUUCGCGCUCUUUGUACUUUAUUUUGUCUAAAAAACUUGCUAUAAAUGCUUUGAUCCGUUUUCUCAUUGCUGAUUUUUAGCGUUUCAUUUGGCCAGACAAUCCCGGCUGUAAAGAGACUUCACCUGCGCCGGAUUUGUUUGACCUGAUUAGGUUCGCUUGGACACUUUUAAUUGGCUGCUUUACGCAUUGAGCUGUUGAAACUCAAAGUGUGUUGUGGCAUGAUGUAUAGCAUGAUGGAGCAUGAACUGAAGACCGCGGGUCAACCUCACCCCCACCAGAGCAGUCCAGGGAUGUCUCCUCCGGUCAGCGUGCUUGGAAAUGCGCACCACGGAUCAAAAACGUCUUGUCCACCCGGCGGGGACCCUAUGGACAAAGUGAAGCGCCCCAUGAAUGCGUUUAUGGUGUGGUCUCGGGGUCAGCGGAGGAAGAUGGCACAGGAGAACCCCAAAAUGCACAACUCAGAGAUAAGCAAACGCCUCGGAGCGGAAUGGAAACUUUUGACGGACGCGGAGAAGCGGCCGUUCAUCGAUGAGGCCAAACGGUUGCGGGCAGUACACAUGAAGGAAUACCCCGAUUACAAAUACAAACCUCGGCGUAAGACCAAAGCUCUCAUGAAGAAGGACAAUCCCGUCGGUAAAUAUCCUCUCGCACACGGCAACCUUUUGGCAUCGGCCGUGGCACAGGGACAAGGUGGCAGCCCGAGAAUGGACGGCUAUGGCUGGGGUCACACCGGUGGUUAUAUGGGCAUGCAGGGCGAGGCACUCGGAUACCCGCAGCAGCUGCACCGCUACGACCUGUCAGCUCUCCAGUACCCGCCGGCACAGACGUACAUGAACAGCGCCAGCUCUUACAGCCAAAUGUCAUAUAGCGGUAGCCCUCAGCAGCCCAGUCCAGUGAUGUCUAUGGUUAAACCAGAACCCCUCUCCCAUUCACCAACUGGAGUACCAAACCACCACCGUAGCGCUUUCCAAGGGGACCUGAGGGACAUGAUUAGCAUGUACAUUCCAGGUGGUGAUGCCAGCGAUAGCUCUAACCAGAGGGCCUAUCCUGGUGUCCAACAGCACUAUCUAGGUGGAACUGUUCCUCUCACUCAUAUCUGAAGUUUGGGGAAAUGCUCCCUGAACUCUUAUUAGUUGGACCCUUAUUGGGACCAUAGUGCUACAAAUAGACUGUAUGGAUUACUGAACACUUCUGAUUGUUUACUACCUCCUUGCUAUGAAUGAUCUGAAGUUGUCUGUUGAAAUUGUCUAACUUGGCUGUUUCAAUCCCCCAUUUUCUUCCCGUCUUCGCAGCUGUGACCGGGCACCUUAAACCCAUGACGUUAAGGGACAAUUAAUUCAGCUUUGUUUUCUUUUUUUUUUCUUCUCAAUUCCAGAUAUUUUAGCACAGGCAUCCUCUUUGUUCUUGAAUGGAUAAUAGUUGUUCUUUUUUAACAGUAUUCUUUUGUGCUCUGUGCAAUGUUCAGAACAUGCGUUGUUCAUGCAGCAGUGGGCAAUCAGGCUUUAAAAUCUAAUUGGGGCACAAAACAGGGAAGCAAAUUUGAAUCUCCGAAAACAGGUCAGCCAAUAAUGAUUGCAAUGGCUAGUGAUAGACAUAACAUGUGACCUAAGCAGUGUAAAUUAGUUUGUUUUGUGAACCCUGUUUUCCACUUGUAUGCCCGAACUGGCUCAGCACAUGGAGUAACUGAGUGAUUGGUCAAGUUGACCUUUAAGUGUCUUUAAAUUUGGGUAUUAAUAUAGUAAAGUGUUUUGGACAAUCUCAGGGCUUUCUUCAAAUAAAUAGCAUAACAUUGACAGUAUAGGUCAGCUGUGACAAUGCAAUAUCUUAUUCUACAUCUUUGAAACUGUUAUCCAAUUUGUAAUGGAGAGGAGGAAAAAGUAAUUCGGUCCCUAUCUGCUUUGUUUUCCUACUUUAAUAAUAGCCGAAAAUACAUAUGUACCAUACCAGUGUGCACAUACGUCUGUGAACUAACUUUUUGUUUGUAGUCUCUACAAUGAAAUUGCACUCCUGUAAAAGGUCCAUUUUUAGCCAUAUUUACAGAUUGCUAAAUGUUGAGUUUGUCUUGCCUAGCGUUCCAGCAUUUCCCUCUUAUGGGUCAAACUCGAAUGCACUGAUCUUCACUGUCAGUCGAUGCACUUCGUUAGACUAGAAGGUUAUCUACCUCAUCUGGUCUUUCUAAUUCUACCACAGCAUUAAGUCUGCUUCUGCCAUUACAGUAUGGUUGACCAGUGAGUUCAGUGGACUUGACUGAAAUUUUCUUUUGGGCACUGUUUUGUUUUUGUUUCUACAGUGACCUUGGUCCUUUGACAACAAAAUGCAAAGUUAUGUCAAGGUCUCUGUUUGUUUUGAGCUCAAAAAGUGUGUGUAGGUGACAUUUUGUGGCAGUCAGAAAUAUAAGUUUGUCAGUCUGGCUCAUUGCUGCCACAAAGCUGGUCAGUUAGUUACUAAUAUUUUGGUUAAAUGGUGAUUUAAGCACAAUGGGGGGGGGGGGAAGAGUUUACAUUGCCAUUGAAGUGAGUCUGCAGCUUGCUGUUUAAUUUUUUUUUUUUUUUUUUUUUUUUUUUAAUGGUUUUAAUUUAGGUUGGAAAUACCUUUUUUGUACAGUGUAUAUUUCUUGGUUUUUGUGGUUCUUAUAAGGGCCGUUUUUACAAAAUAAAAAAAUUGAAAUGCA